GCGUACUGCUGCGCUACCCUGCGCAUCGGCUGCAUGAAGCCGCCCACCACGGUCCCCUUCGACUGCACAGCUGGCCUCAACAAGUGGCGAGAGGGCUGGUCACCAAGGAAGAAGGAGUGGUGCUGCGAGGAGUUCAAAGUGGGCUGCGAAGACCAUGGGCAGUUUGACUGCGACGAUGGCUUUGAGCACUGGAAGGUAAGUUGGUCCCUGGACAAGCAAGCCUUCUGCUGUGACACGCAAGGGCGCGGCUGUGUGGUGACGACGACAGAGCGCUUCGACUGCAAGGCAGGCUUGGACGACUGGGAG
This is a messenger RNA of Symbiodinium sp. CCMP2456, 306 nucleotides long. NCBI's taxonomy places the organism in Eukaryota, Dinophyceae, Suessiales, Symbiodiniaceae. The record is from the annotation of a GenBank genome assembly.